GGCACCGUUGCAACUCGACUUUCUUCUCCUCUAGUUUUGAAAAAGUACGGUAACCAAAACAUUGAAGAACAAAUUCUACAGCUUUUAUGGAAUUCUAGUAGCAUCUACAGCUAUGGUAUUGGUGAUAUUUAUUAAUAUGAAAAUGAUUUGUUCUAAAAGAAGCUAGUAAUUGAAAUUGGCUAGCAUGGCUGGACAUUUUGCAACUUCAUUGCCAACCUAUUCAGAAAACAAAGAUCAAUCCAUACAAUUGCAUCUGUAUCUACUACUGGAAGGAUUUGAUGAUUCAGUACCUGCCAAUAAGGAUUAUGAUUUCGUCUGUCAGUUGGGCAAAAAGGAAAUCUGUUAUGAAAAAAAAAAUCACUUCUACUAUGCUACUACGAAAAUUUUAGCAGAUACUAAAAAACUAAAAUAUAAGGUUGCAAUGCGUUUUUCUGCGUUAGAUGCUGAGGAAUUAUAUUGCGGAGAAAGGGUUGGAGUAAGAAAACAGAAAAUAGAAAAAGGAUUUGAUCAAGUCGCAACGUUUGAUGUUAUGAACCGGCAGCCACAGGUUCAGCCUCAACGGCACAAGGACAUCGUUUGGGAAAAUAUUUUAAAAACUGAGAUACCAAAAUUCUUGUUAGAUGAGGAAGAUUUCUUUCCGUGGAAGCAAAAGUUGCGUUCAUGGAUUCAUCAAAUUGGCACGGGUUGGACACUAAAGGUCCCUCAUGCACCAAACGAUAUUGAUGUAAAAAUGCAUAAAGAAAACAUUUCCCAGGUGUAUAGAGAUGCGCUGAAUAAGGUUAAAGGUUUUACACCUUCUGAGAACAUUUCUAAAAUGAUCACAUUUGUUGUAAUGACUUCUCCUGAUUUGAAAAUUGAGUCUCGUGAUCAUGACAUCAUCUGCAAAGCAUUGGCCAUGCAUAACUUGACAGAAAAUGAACAAAAAGCUCUUCAUGCACAGACCAAGAAAGAUGCAAAAGAAUUUAGAUAUGGCAAGAAUCUCAAGAACGUAAUAAGCAGUCUUUUUGAAAAUAUAUAUGAAUCGAAUCAACCAGACUGGAUUUUGGCUCUGCCAUUAUAUUGGUUGAUAAACAAUGAAGAAUACAAGCACAUACAUUUUACAUUUGAAGACUCUAACUGUGAUGUUGAAUUGCCACAAACAAUGGGGAAGGACUGGGCCUCCGUAUUAAAAAAUAUGAAAAGUGAUUAUUCUCAGAGACGUCUCAAAGAUAUUUUUGAACAAGUUGUCAAGUUAAGCAAACUUCACCCAUGGAUUGCAAGGCCAUAUUUCAACAUGAUGGAGUGCACAGGCAUGAUGACUUUGCUAAGUGAACAUCAGGAUUUACGUUUUGAUCCUAAAAUCAUUGUAUCGAUUUUGUCAUCUCAUCUGAAAGAUGGAAAAUUGGAACUCACCGACAUGCAAGCUGUUGAUAGAUAUUUCAGUAAAUUUGUAAACGAUGUUUGUGUAAAGGAGAACAGAAACAAAGAGCCACAUUUGAUUAUUUUCAUUGUUGAAAAUAUAGUCGAAGCUACUUUGAAAAAAGACCUAAAUUGGAAAGUGUUAAUCUGGACAAUGAACAUUUUGUCUAAAUGUGUCAAUGCUGAUUCGGGUUGCAAAGUUUUACGAGAUGGAACAGAAGGUCAAGUGAUAAGAUUUGCUCAGGCAGCUGAAACAUUUAUCGAGAAGAUCAACAUCGAUAUAACGAAUUGUUGGAAAAAUUUCUUCGGGAAUAAUAUUGACAAUCUGACUCAAAUUUUCAACUGUAAAUGGCAGUCAGAACUUAUACAGAAAAUUUGGCUGGCAAAGAUUUCAAAAUGCUUAGAAGAUAAAAUUAAGGAAUUCGGAUCCAUGGCAUCAAAUUUUUUAGAAGCUUACUCCAGUUUACCGGAUAUUUUAAACAAAGAUUUGGAGAAGAUCUUUGAUGAGGCAGCGUAUAAUUUUUUCAGAAGCCUCUUUGAAUGCAAUGAUCUCUUCGGUUAUGGUUGGUUAAAUUCUCAAUGGGAAAUGAAAAACUUGUCGAAGUUUUCAGAGAAAUUUUUCCAGGAAGAAAGUAAAAGUGAAUCAUUGAGAUAUAAAGAUGAAACUAAUGAUCAAGAGAAGCAAUUGGAGUUUGUUCUAAAUUGGAAACACUCUGCAAUAUUUUAUCACCACAUUUAUGGCAAGCUUGAACUGCAGGAAGAUAGUCAUAUCAAAAAAUUCACAAACGUAUUAAAAAAAAGUGUAUUGGAAGAUUUGCAAACCAAACAAAUUCCGUUGGGAAUGUUGAUUAUUCUUUCAUCAAAGCCGGAUGUGGUUAAGAAACUUGUUUUAGAAUUAAAAAGCGAUUCACAAGAAUUAAACGAACAAGCAUUGGGAAAUUUAGAGAGACUCAGAAAAGAUGUAAUAAAUUUUAGAAAUAUGGUGAAUCGAGCUCAAGAACUGAAGACUUUGUGUAUAAUUUGCAAACAAGUGGGUAUUGAACUACAAAACCAUGAAACGAUGACAGCUAUACCAGAUUCGUAUCAAACGGUUACUUUGAGAGAAAUGGAGAAAUUUAUUCAUCUGUCUGAUGAUGUUGACUGGGAAGACACCAAAUGGUUUUUAAUAUCCUACAUAAAACCUAGAAUGGAAAAUGUCGUGUUUUUUCAUCGAUCAACUGAAAUUCCACAAAUCUUCCGUGGCAAGCUAACAAAUCUGAGCACAAAAGAAACAUUAAGUCUGCUGUCACGGUUUAUUGGCACACUUCACGAAUAUGCUGAACAAAUUGCUCAAGGUGACAUUUCCAUUAAAAUUCUCCAAACAUGGGCAGAGUCAUUAAGGGAGCCUGGAAAAACACUGGAAAACGAGGUUGCAAAUUUCUACAAAGAUACAAUGUACAACAAAGCAGGGCAAGAUAGCAAUGCACAAGAAGAAAUUAUCAAAGAUAUUAGAAAAAAAAUACAAUGGUAUGUAAAGGUGAUGGACUGCAAGCCCUUCAUUGAUAUGCUGAUUUCGCUAAAGGAUAAGUUUGAUUUAAAGGGAAAUGAAUUUGACACCUGUCUGAAAAUAAAGGAGUUUUUAAAAGACGAAAUGUCGCAGUUGAAAUUCUUGAUUACUAUUAGCAGCUUCAUUCCAACACUGGAUAAUCUUCUGAAUAAAUUUAAAAGUAGUAGUGUUGACAUGCCAAAAAUAGCGGCAUCAUUUUUGAAAGAAAACGAAUUCUUUGAGUGGCUGCAAAAUAAAUUAAUUGACAUUGCAGAACUUGGAGUUUUGGCUGAAUUAGCUUUGACAUUUGGUAUUGAUGGCGGAGUAAAAACUGUUUCAAGUUUUGUCAGUGCUGUAAAUGGGUUUGAGCCUCUUCUAUUCAACAUGCAUGAAUUAACAUUUGAACAAUUGCUACGAAAAUGUGAGAGAUUAAUGGAGAAUGCAACUGCAGAUGAAGACCUUGUGGAAAAUUGGCAUAUUUCUGCUGUCAAUUUGGAGUUUUUUCAAGAAAUCGAGUUCAGUCAUGGAUCUAUUGAAAAAAGUUCACUACAAGCUGUUCGAAGUAUAAAUGAAAAAGGAAUUUUCAAUAUUCGGCUUAAACCAGGCCAACCUGCAACUUUAGAAAAUGUUGUACAGGUGUACAUUCCGUCAAAUGGGACAUCAACUGAUCAGCCUUCUGGAAGAAGAGAUGCGUUGGAUUUCAUCUACUUACGAAACUUACAAUCUACAUUGACUUUAAUGGGAGAAUUAGUUGAUACUCGAAUGCCUGCUCGUUAUAGUCAUAUAUUUGGGAUUGUGGAGAAGCUGGCAAAUGCCUUGAUACGUCUAGUGGAAGAUGGUUUCACACUAUUCAACGGCUGCUGCAUAAGAAUCUUACCUGGUGAGGGAGAACAUAUAAGGAUGAAAAUAUUUUUCAAAGGGGAAGAAGGAGAAUCAGUGCAACAGCGAUUUUCGUUAACUGAUGCAGAAGUUGUUGAAAGAGAGCUCGAUAAAACUCACAUGAAGUGGAAACAGCAUGUUAAAGACCUGCGAAUGAAAUAUUAUUACCUGAAUGAGUACUCAAUCAACCAAAUAGUUUAUCUCUGCAAUCAGUUAUCUGAUGAGAGUCUCACUGCAGAAACUCAUCAAGAUCAGGUAAAUGCUUUGCUUUCAAUUAUCUGUCCGGAAAUAACAUUCAAUGAUAUUCGAAAACUAUUGGAAACGACAAAAGAACAUCUGCUGGAAACAAAACAAAAAAUUGACCAGAAAGAGCCAGAAGAAUGUGAUGAUGCAAACGAUGAUGAAAUGCAAAAAAUGAAAGAUGGUGUAGAGAAAGUGAUAGGAGCAAUGAAAAGAAAACGUAGACAAACCGAAAGACUAGCCAAAGCUGCUGUAAUGGAAAAGGGGUGGUCAGAUAUAAAACAAUGCAAGACCUGGAUAAUGAUGAAUGAAUCAAACCAAACCAUAAUUAAAGAAUUGUCCACACAGUUUGACAGAAAGAUAGUUGAUUUGAAAAAUUCUAAAAUGAGUGCAACAACGGAAGCAUCAGUAAAUUCAGGAAUUCCAAGCACACAGGAGACUAUUUUGAAAUACCUGAAUGAGAAAUGCAUGUUUUUUACUGCCGACUUCGCAGUGUCAGACCGGAAAGAUUUUAUAAGCAUGGCCCACCUUGGUGAAUUUCUCACCCAGUUGAGCCAUAGAAAUAAAAUCGAAAAAUUGAAGCGUAUACUUCCUUGGCCUUUGCAGCCGGGCCAGCCAAAUUUGCUUACUUGCUCGGACCAGGACAUGCUUCUAAGAGUUAUUUCACUUUACAUGGAGGAUUUGGAUCAGCCUUUGCCUACAGCGUCCGAAGUUUUGAUCUGCACUGAAAAAACUACAGAAGAUAAUGUUGAACGUUUUUUUUGCCGAGCAAUGAGUGAAAGUGAAAACAAUGGCUCGCCCUUGUUCUGCAUUGCAUAUCUGAAUAGACUGACGGAUUCCGUAAUGAAGGCUGCAGAGAAUAUUUAUGAAGAUUUAAAAAAAUUUGGCUAUAAAAAUUAUCAGCUUGUUGUCUUGAGCAAUGAUUCAACCAACUACCUUGCUAAUAGUUUUAAAGAAUUCCAAGUUGCUGAUAAUUUUGUCAAAGAUCCUAAAGAAAUAUCAUGUUAUGUUCAAAAGCAUUUGAUUGUCGGUAACAAGUUCAACAAAAGUAUUGCUGGAGUCGAUAAAUUCAGAAGUUCUGUCAGAUUUGUGGUGUCUAGUACUGUUGGUGCAGGGAAAAGCCUGCAUAUAUCAAGGAAAAAAGAUGAAGCAAAAAAGGACUUUAAAGAAAAUCCACGCAUAGCAACCUUGAGAUUCCUUGAAAAAGAAAUGAAACCCGAUAUGGCAAUAAGGAAGCUUCUACCUAAGCAAUUCAGAGGGUCGUAUAAAGAUCAAAUCUUCGUGCAUAUUGAUAUAACAAAUGCUGUUGAAAAGGGGAUAGAAGAAUUUUUAUUCAACUUAUUUGUCCUCGGUCGAAUUGUGGACAAGUCAGGAAAAGUAUGGAUCAAGCAUCCCAAUCAAUAUUACAUGAUUGAAAUCACAGAUCAAGAUCUUGUCUCUUUGAAGUAUUCAAAGAUUUCAAUGCUCAAUAUAUUUCCUAACAUCGUGGCACUUCAGCCUCAAGAAGUUAUUAGUGGAAAGUUCAAAGAAUAUUAUCACAAUACAAUUGCUAUGGAUUCUGAAAUGUUCAAGUCACAACUUUUUCAACGGCCAUAUCACAACUUGAAAUGCUAUAGAGAGUAUAUAACAACACCAAAAAAAAAAGAGAAGUCACUGAAUGAAUUUACUUAUUCUGAAAAUAAGGAGAAAGGCACACAAGAAGAAUGCAUCAAAAUAUUGUUGGAGUACUGUGGAGACAAAGCAUCAUGGUCCCAAAUUGAGCAUUUCGUAACUUUUCUUGACUCUCAGCUCAAGAUGUGUGAGAUUUGGUAUAAAGAAAACAAAAAACUGAUAAAUGAUGCCAAAAGCAUAGUGAUGAAGUAUAUAAUUGAAAUGGGUAAACGAUUUAUAGGCGUAGUUGACGACAAUGAAAAUAAUUCUGCACCGAAGGACAAAUCCAUGAUAUUUUUUCAUGAAGUGAAUUUGGAUAACAAACGAGAAGUUCAUAUGACAUUUUUUGAAGUCAAGAAAGUUCCACCAAAUCUCCUGAAAUUAUUCAAGGAAUCAGAUAAAAUUGGGGGGAAAUUGCAUAGAGUGGAAGAAUUUGACGAUCUAGAAAGGGAAAAACAGCUUCGUACUUUGAGAUUGAUUACAGAUGCCCUCAAUUCGAAUGAAGACCCGGACCCUACUUACAAAUUGACCACAGAUAAUCUACAAAAGAUUAUUUCAUUAAACAUGAGAAUUCAGUGCAAGAUUCCUGUGAUAUUAGAAGGAGAAACUGGAUGUGGAAAAACGAGGAUGGUAGAAUUUCUUAGUAAACUUAAGGCAUCAGAUAAAAAUGCUAGAGUCCUGAUUACAAGAAAGGUGUAUGGUGGUGUAACUGCCUCUGAUAUUCAGAAAAGUGUCAAAGAAGCAGAGAAAGUGUGGUCACAAAGUAAAACGGACCAGGACACGAGACUCAUUUUUUUUGAUGAAGCUAACACAACAGAAGCUAUAUACGCAAUCAAAGAGGUCAUGUGUGAUAAUACAUUCGAUGGAGAAGCUGUUGCGAUGAAAAACACAACAAUAAUUGCUGCUUGUAACCCGCAUAAGGAAAUGUCAGAAACUGCUAUUGAGCAUCUCAUGUCUUGUGGACUGGGAAGCAAAAUCCAUGCUAAUCAAGCAGAUGAAAAAAGUGGCAGUGGAAUGCGAAAUCUAGUGUACAAAGUUUUACCACUUCCUCCAAGUAUGAAGCCCUAUGUUUGGGUCACGAAACAAGCUGAUGAAACUACCGAAAAUCUAUAUAUUGAACAGAUUGCCAAGAAUAUUACUAGCAUUGUUAAAACUGAAGAUCUUAGCAAACUUGUGUCCGAAGCCCAUCAAUUCAUCAAAGAGCAUAACGAUGGGUUUAGAUUUGUCAGUCUGCGAGAUGUUGAAAGGUGUAUGAAGGUAUAUGAGUGGUUCCAUAACAAUAGUGAUGUGCUUUUUCCAUUAAUUGAUGAAGAGAAGCAUAAUGUUUAUCAAGAUGGGACAUUCCCAUCCAUUGAGCCGGAUUUUCGCAAAUUAAUCCAUGCAAUAAAUGUUUGCUAUCACGCUUCUCUACAACACAAUAGAUCGGAGUUUAGAGAAAAGAUAUGCCACACAUUAAAAAAUCUUCGUGUUUCAAAUUUGACUGAAUAUGACUUAUUGCAAGAAUUUUUAGCCUGCCAAAGAGUUUUCUUACUUCAAGCUCAAAUUCAAAGCUCAGAGAAUAUUUCAUACAACCGGGCACUGAUGGAAAAUUUCUUUAUGAUGGUCGUUUGUGUAGACUUGCGAAUUCCCCUUUUCGUCAUUGGAAAACCAGGCAGUUCAAAAUCCCUGGCAAAGACAUUAGUAUCGAAUUGCAUGAGGGGGAGAUUUUCGGAGUCUAAACUUUUCUCCAAAUUGAAACAAGCAAAUCUGAUGUCCUACCAAUGUAGCGCUCUAUCUGAUGCUGCUGGUAUUAUCCACACAUUCGAGCAAUGCUGUGAUAUGCAAGAAAACAAUGAUUCAAAUACAUUUACAUCCGUUGCUGUGCUAGAUGAAAUCGGUCUUGCAGAAGAUUCACCAGCUAUGCCACUCAAGGUUCUUCAUCCAUUGCUUGAAUUCGGCAGCAUCAAAAAUAAUGAACGAGGACAUCAAGUUGCAUUUCUUGGUUUAUCUAACUGGCCACUUGACCCUGCUAAAUUGAACAGAGGUGUUUUUCUUUUUCACGAAAAUCCAGACAACGAAGAUUUGUACAAAACAGCAACAGAAAUUUGUGCCAUAAAUGAGCAGAGUCAUCCCAAUGCCCAAAAAAUUUUGAAAACUCUGACAAAGGUAUAUUUGGACAUAGAAACUAAUCAGGAUGUGAAGUAUUUUGGUCUUAGAGAUUUUUACAGUCUCAUAAAAUCUUGCAAUGGUCACUUUGGAGAUCCUAAGUCAUUAUUCGAAGCAGUGGGAAGAAAUUUUGGAGGCAUGGAAUCAGAUGUUCUUGAGAAAUUCAAAAGUGAAAUUUGUAAAAUAUUCCCACACUCGGAACUUGUUUUAAUGCCAAUAAAAGAAGUAGUGCAAACAAAUCUGGGUGAAACGGACAGUCGAUACUUGCUUCUUCUAACUAAUUAUUAUCCUUCUAUAAAUCUAGUUUCACUGGUUGUAAAAAAUUUUGAUAAGAUGAAAGUCAUCGUUGGCUCUGCCUUUCCAGGAGAUCAAACUUUUGCGAAGAUUUGCAGAAACAUACAGGAGGUAAAGACUUGCAUGGAAACAGGAACACCUGUGGUAAUGUUAAUUCUUGCAGAAAUUCAAGAAUCCCUGUAUGACGCUUUGAAUCAACAUUACAACACUCUUGGAGGAAAGAGGUACGUGGACAUAGGAUUGGGAGGACAAAGGUUAAAAUGUUGUGUUGCUGAGAAUUUCCGAUUGAUAAUACUUGAAAAAAAAGAUAAAGCUUAUACAGAAUAUCCAAUACCUCUGCUUAAUCGACUGGAAAAGCAUUUAUUAGAUUCAGAUGGUUUAUUACCAGAAUCUGAAAAGGAUAAAAUGGUAGAAGUUCAAAAAUGGACAGAGUUAUUUGUAGCAGUUGACUUCCAAAAAUCAGAUUCUUUGGUAGGUCAUCAAAAAGAUACAGUGAGUUCAACCCUGCUAUUGCGUCCAGACCAAGAAGAAUGCAAAGUAAUUUUACUCCAAUCUGCAACUUUGGAUGCAAUGUACAGAAUCAAAAAAAAUAUCAUUGACCUGGAUAAAAUGAAAAAGUUGCACAGUACCUAUUUUGAAAAACAGAGUCACUACAAACUAACAUGCUUCUUGAACCAGACUCUGGAAAUAUUGGGAACUCAAAAAAAAUUACCUAUUAGCAUUUUUGAAAUUGUAUCUUACUCUGGUAUUCUUGUAGGUAAUGACCGAGAACAGUUGGAAAAAAAUCUGAAUUUGAAAAAGUAUGAUGUGAUGAUACUCAACAUUAGACAAUUUUACACACUAAGAGAAUUUGAACAUGAUGUUGAUAUAUUCUUACAAGAAUGCAGAGACUAUAAGCAAGACACAUCUAAGAAGAUAAAUGCUAAAAUUCUAGUAUUGCAGUGUCCCCAGGCUCACAAGUAUGCAAAACUAAUUGAAUGUGCUAAGCAUUCAUGGUCUAAUAAAGAUAAAACAGGGAUUUCGAUAACUAUUAUUGUUAUUGUUUUGUGGUCCAUUGAGAGAAAUACUGAAUUCUUGAUGCAACAAGCGCAAGACAACAGAAUUAUUUAUAUCGAUGAAGUGAGAUCCUUCCAAACUGAUGAAACUAAAGCUGAUCCAACCGCCAGUGAGAAUUUUUUUUCAACUGAAACACUAUUGAAUACGAAUCUCGUUGACAUAUUUGCACCAAAAAAUGCAAGUAACAAAUUUAUGAAAAAGUUUUUGCAAGAUAGUCUCAGCAAAGCAAUGACUAAAAUUGAAGGUUCUCAAAUUGCUUCCACACGCUAUAAAGCAAGAGUUAAGACCCUCACAAAUCUUCUGCAAACUGAUGAGAAAAUAGGCAAAAGUUUUCGAAACAAAUUUCUGGACAAGAUUCAUAAAAUCUUAAUGAGUGAGGAUACCUUGAAAUGCAAUGAAUGGAUUCAUCUCCUGGCAAAUGAUAAAAAGAGCCUACAAGAAGGAGGAACGUUUCAUAAAGCUCUGCUUUUGUAUUUGAAGACACUGAUAUCAAACUUGAUAGCUCACUUCAUUUGUAAUAUCGAUGUGCAGUGCAAUUUGAAUCUUAUUGAGAAAUUUCCUGAUGUGUAUCAUCAAGAUAGAGAUCGAACAGAAAACAUAUGGCUAAGCAUGUUUGAGAAGUUGUCCUUUGACCAUCUGAGACCAGACUGGAUGCAUAAAGAAUUCAUAGCCGUCAGUCCAAUAACUGAACGACCAACUAUGGCAUGUGAAUUUCCCUUUGGAUGUGUGGUUACCGGGAGUUUGCAAACACAUUUAAUUUCAGAAUGGGAAUCCAGUUCGAAAGAUUGUAAUGCAAGUUUGGUGAAAUUUUUCAGACAACAUAGUUUAUAUCCUGUUAUUAAAUAUGGAAUAUCAACUUACCCAGAAUUAUUGCAGGGUUACGUGCAUGAUUUGGUCAAUAGCCAUUACACACCAAGUUCUGAACAACAUCCGGAAACUGAAGUUAAUGCUGUCAUUAAAUUGGUUGAGAAAAGAGCGUUUGAUGGCAAAGACAAUGUCGAACAAGCAGAUAAAUUUCCACUUGUUUAUUCUACAUUUAUUGAUUUAAAAGACAAAUUGAGAAUACUGAGGGAAGUGUUCAAAGUUAGCCCACUAGUUGCCGAGUCCAUAAAUACAGUAAUGCCGGAAAAAAUUUGGAAUUGGCACGAUGGAGAUAUACACCAUUGGGGAAUGCUUAAAGCAUUAGAAGAUCUUCGCCAAAAAACAACAUUUUUUUCAGAGAAUCCAGAAAGUUGUUUAUCUUGGCUGGAGCAAGCCAAAAGCAUCAAAAAAACUGUUUAUCUUGUACAUGAUUGUAUACAAGAGCAGAAAAAAAAAAGAUGAACUAAUGUUGAAAUGGCUGCCAAUAUCUUUAGUGAAUGUUUUACUUCUACAGUUGAUUCCCAACGAUGAAUACAGAAUCGAAUACACCGAAGUGAUUGCUAAUUCUGCUGAAUUGCUAGUUUCGGUUCAAGAUGA
Styela clava is the source of this 10645-nucleotide messenger RNA. Its product is annotated as E3 ubiquitin-protein ligase rnf213-alpha-like. Gene Ontology annotation, molecular function: ubiquitin-protein transferase activity; ATP hydrolysis activity. Lineage: Eukaryota; Metazoa; Chordata; Ascidiacea; Stolidobranchia; Styelidae. The record is from RefSeq and is a predicted model, not a curated record.